Paramacrobiotus metropolitanus is the source of this 2419-nucleotide messenger RNA. Its product is annotated as 5-hydroxytryptamine receptor 1-like. The coding region runs from base 935 to 2239 and encodes 434 amino acids. Gene Ontology annotation, biological process: adenylate cyclase-activating adrenergic receptor signaling pathway. The transcript has 4 exons. Gene Ontology annotation, molecular function: G protein-coupled amine receptor activity. The record is from RefSeq and is a predicted model, not a curated record. Gene Ontology annotation, cellular component: membrane. NCBI's taxonomy places the organism in Eukaryota, Metazoa, Tardigrada, Eutardigrada, Parachela, Macrobiotidae.
GCGGGCCGGGACUGCCUGCCUGCCAACGUAACGCUACGGGGAUUCUCUAUUCAAGCUUCUCUCUUUUGGAAAAGGAUUCCGCUCGUGAACCGCGGAAGUGAACUAUUCAGCCGGCUAUUAGUGCUGAUAUGGUCGAGGCCAGGAGUACAGAUAAACGCGACGCGUGUGCCGCAGGGUUAACUUUCUGUAAUCCAAAUGGACGAAUGUCGCAUAUCUACACCGUCUACAUGCAUGGAUAUUCCGCCUGGGCAAGAUACCAUGGCUAACAGAUGUUGAUAGACAAUUUUUACGAUGCACUUGCGGAUCACGAGAGCGUUUUUGAAUAUGCGAAGGGGAACGGCAGAUACAUAUUCAUAUUUAUAUCCGGACUUGGUCGGUUGGGAAUAUCUUUGCGUUCGUACCAGACAAUAUAUAUAAUUUAUUAGUAAUGGAAGCGUGAUCAGCUGCUUUCGGAGCCGGAAGGAUUAUACUUGUGUGCGUGUACAUGGGCCAUAAAAACUCGCGUUAAUGACUGCUUCCGGUCGGUUUGAUUUUAUUAUUCUGAGGUAACUUAUGUGCUGCAUCGGAUUUACCACUGCCGGCUUAAUUCGAUAUUAACCGCUCUAUCUUGGAUUUAUUGGCCGACAGUUAACCCGCAAACUUCAUUAUUGCAGCAUCCUUGGAUUAUCGGUAGCGAGUGCGAGAGUUCAUAAUGUCAGCCCGUGAUGCAAGUGCACCCCGGGAAUGGAGUGUACAUACCGGUUCCGGCUACUGUCCUGCAAUCUGGCAUUGCACGCCAGCAUCUUAAGGACUUUCGUGAAAUUAUCCAACUGAUCCGGGCAGCGCACACGCGUCGACCGUGAGAGGAAUAUUAAAGACAUACCCUGCACUCCAUAAUCUAAUUGCCUGUUAGGUGCGCUCCGGGGAUUAUACGCAUGUCGCCUGUAUUGUUAUCAUGAACAUAAUGCAAACUUCCACUGCGCCUCACACUGCUCCACCCAACAUUACUGCUAACUACGACAAUAGUCCACAUCUCCAGAUUUUACGGAUUGGAAUUAUCAGUUUUAUCCUUACCAUUCUCAGCAUUGCUACCAUUGUGGGAAAUCUUUUGGUGGUUUUAGCCGUACUCCUUGUCCCGAAACUGCAGCGGCCGGAAAAUUUACUGAUAAUUUCGUUAGCCAUCGCGGAUUUACUUGUGGGAAUGGCGGUAAUGCCGAUAGCGAUGAUUUAUGAAGUUGCGGAGUACUGGCCAUUUGGGAGCAUCGUAUGCAAUUUGUGGAUAAGUCUUGAUCAAACAGCCUGUUCAGCCUCCAUCCUCAGCUUGUGUAUGAUCAGUUUAGAUCGCUAUCUGGUCAUAACACGACCCUUUCAAUACGGACCAAAGCGAACACUAUGGCGGAUGAUAUCGGCAGCGGUGCUAAUAUGGAUAUUAUCCUGCAUAAUCAGUAUACCGCCUUUGUUUUAUUUCGGGAAUCAGACGGAUGAAGUGUGCCUGGUUAGCCAGGAUCCCAUUUACCAAAUUUAUGCAACGAUUACUGCCUUUUAUGCUCCAGUAUUACUGAUGGGUAUCGCCUACGCGAAAAUCUAUCAAGCGGCAAUGAAAAUCUCCAAGGAGGAAAAAAGUUACACUGUAAUACAUCCUAUCCAGACGUCGAUGCCGGCUGGCCAGAAUAUUACACAACAGCAUCGACAUUCAACCGGCACUCGACCACCAAAGAAAUCCCAAUCCUUUCCGCAGCGUCUCGUCCGUAUCCUAAUACCGGUUACCGCCAGUAAUCCUUCCGUCAACCAUCACGAUCCUCACCGUCAUCCCAGUAAUGCAACCGGCUUCCACCGCACAACAUCGUCCUUCCGUUCACGCGAACUGAAAGCCUUCAAAACUCUGACGGCGAUUAUUGUGGCCUUUCUCGUAUCGUGGUCACCUUUUUUCAUUCUGGCAUUAAUACGACCUUUUUAUACGGGUCACAUUCCCAAAUGGGUGUUUGGACUGACAUUGUGGUUGGGUUACUGUAAUUCUACCAUCAAUCCGGUGUUGUAUUCGAUAUUUAAUAAGGAUUUCCGGCGACCGUUUUCGGAGCUGCUGAAAUGCCGGUGCCGGUCAUUACGGAAGAUUAUGCGGACGGAGAGUUAUGAGACACAGUUUGGCAUGGCUGUCACCCAUCCAUUACGAUCCCCGCGAAAUUCUUCACCAGAACAGAAUCAUUGUACGGCGCGCUUCUAUCUGCAAUCGGAAGGCGACACAUACGGAGAAGAACUAUAAUCUUUCACUAACCGUUCCGUUUUUACACAUUAUGCCGGCCGGCUUUCUGGUAGUAAAUCUAUUUGUAUGAUAGUUUUCCGGUGUUGGAAAGCAUGUUUUCGUGUUCGACGAGAUUUUCAUGGCCGUUUUAUCGAGCCAUUAACGACUGCCACAGCCCGCUCAACAGAUGCGCUAAUUAUU